Messenger RNA from Saccostrea echinata, 898 nucleotides. Its product is annotated as ATP-dependent RNA helicase glh-2-like. The coding region runs from base 8 to 898 and encodes 296 amino acids. The transcript has a single exon. NCBI's taxonomy places the organism in Eukaryota, Metazoa, Mollusca, Bivalvia, Ostreida, Ostreidae. The record is from RefSeq and is a predicted model, not a curated record.
GUAAGCAAUGUCCAGUCCUUUUGGGAGUCCCACCCCAGGGUUUGGGACAUCAUUUGGUGCACAGACUUCAAGUUCCAGCUUAUCUCAAUCAGGAUUUAGGCAGCCGCCGACCAAUUCUUUUGGUGGAGCUUCUCCAUUCGGACAAAGCACAGGAACCACAAGCCUUGGGAAUACUGCGUUUGGUUCUGCUUCAGCGAACACAGCUUUUGGUACAUCAGCUGGAACCAGUUCUUUUGGAUCCAGUUCCUCUGGCUUUGGGACUGGAUCAGGUGGUACAGGUUUUGGAGCUGGUUCAACAAAUGCUGGAUUUGGAUCAUCAUCAAAAGGGUUUGGAGGAAGUUCUACAGAAGGUGUUUUGAAACCUGGAACAAGUGCUUUUGGAGGUGGAUUUGGAACAUCCACAACAAAUAGUGGAUUUGGAACAAGUACUAAUGCAUUUGGAAGUGGAGGUUUUGGAGCUGGAUCUGCUGGAUCAACAACCAGUGGAGGUUUUGGGUCUGGAGCAAGUGGUUUUGGGUCUGGAUCCACUAGUAAAACAACAAGUGGAGGGUUUGGAUCUAGUUCAGCAGGGUUGUCUUCAAGUGGAGGGUUUGGGGCAGGGUUUGGUGGGUCAAAAACUUUAGGGGGUUUUGGAUCUGGAUCUGGGGGAUCAACAACAAGUGCUUCUGGCUCUCUGUCAGCUUUUGGGAAGACCUCUGGCUUUGGUGCUACAACUCGAGCUGGAAGUAACUUUGGGACAACAUCAAGUACUACCUUAUCAGGAUCUGGAACAGCUGGAGGGUUUGGGCAAACAACAGGUGAGAAAAUCAAGAUGAGCACAUUCUGCAUGCUCUGUUACUUAAGCUUGAAUGAGCAGUGUAUAGUUUUAUUAAACUAUACCUAUAAUGAUCCAAUAUAG